GAUAAGUUUGACUCAAACUCACAGUCUUCUGCUGCUCUGAAGACCCACUCAUGCAACUGCUUAAGACCAUCUGAUGUUGGGAAGCGGGUCAUCCUGCGAGGUUUUAUUGCCUACAUCCGUCAGAACAAGUUCAUACUUCUAAGGGACACACAUGGCUUGACUCAAAUAUUUGCUGAGCAAGCCAGCGAAUGGAAGGACAAAGACUUGACAUAUGAAUCAUACAUUGAAGUGGAAGGUGUUGUGAGGGAGCGACCUGAUGGGCAAGAAAAUCCUAGUCUUGAUACCGGUGCCAUUGAGGUUGAGGCUCAGCGCCUGACUGUACUGAGCCGAGCAUCCGAGACAUUGCCUUUCCACAUUCGCCCUCACAACAUGCCCAAGGAGUCAUUGGGGCUACGUUACAGAUAUCUUCACCUACGUUUCCCUCGCUUGCAACGCAAUCUGAGACUGCGAUCUCGGGUAAUGAAGCGCAUGAGUGACUUCUUGGAAGAUGAAGAAAAUUUUGUCAACAUCAACACUCCGACUCUUGGACCUUACACUGCAGGCGGCGCUCAGCUCUUCAUUGUGCCGUACGAAAGCAAGUCAGACAAUGCAGAGAAACUAAAUGAAGGAAGAGAAUACUACUGCCUGAGCCAGUCGCCCCAGACGUACAAGCAGCUGCUGAUGCUGGCGGGGCUCGAGCGCUACUACCAGUUCGCCGUCUGCUACAGAGAUGAGACGGCCCGUCCUGAUCGACAGCCUGAGUUUAUGCAG
Hyalella azteca is the source of this 750-nucleotide messenger RNA. RefSeq names its product aspartate--tRNA(Asp/Asn) ligase. Gene Ontology annotation, cellular component: mitochondrion. Gene Ontology annotation, molecular function: aspartate-tRNA ligase activity; ATP binding. The record is from RefSeq and is a predicted model, not a curated record. Gene Ontology annotation, biological process: aspartyl-tRNA aminoacylation. The transcript is spliced from 7 exons. Lineage: Eukaryota; Metazoa; Arthropoda; Malacostraca; Amphipoda; Hyalellidae. The annotation marks the transcript as partial.